This is a messenger RNA of Pygocentrus nattereri (red-bellied piranha), 1537 nucleotides long. RefSeq names its product nucleophosmin 1a (gene npm1a). Lineage: Eukaryota; Metazoa; Chordata; Actinopteri; Characiformes; Serrasalmidae. The transcript is spliced from 11 exons. The coding region runs from base 80 to 958 and encodes 292 amino acids. Gene Ontology annotation, biological process: regulation of centrosome duplication; chromatin remodeling; ribosomal large subunit export from nucleus. The record is from RefSeq and is a predicted model, not a curated record. Gene Ontology annotation, molecular function: chromatin binding; RNA binding; histone binding. Gene Ontology annotation, cellular component: cytoplasm; ribonucleoprotein complex; nucleoplasm.
CCCCCAGGUCGUGGGUGUGUAUAAGUGUAGAGCGCAGGCUGCAGCUUCGGUUUCAGUGCGGUGAGUCUCCAGCGCAGAAAUGGAUGUGGAGCAGAUGGGUCCCCAAACCUUCCUCUACGGCUGUGAGCUGAAAGAGGGGAAAGAAGUCACUUUUAACCCUGAAGAUGAUGACUUUGAGCAUCAGUUGUCCAUCAGGAUGGUUUGUGUCGACCCGGCGACGAAAGAUGAGCUGAACAUCGUGGAGGUUGAGGGACAGGAUUCGGAGGGCCAGAAGGUUAAAGCAGUGCUGGCCACACUUAAGCCGUCCACCCUGCCCAGUGUCUGUUUGGGUGGGUUUGAGAUCGCCCCGCCUGUUGUUUUCCGGCUGCGGUCUGGCGCCGGUCCAAUCCACAUCAGCGGGCAGCACCUCGUCAUCACAGGAGCAGAUGAGUCUUUUGAUGAAGAGGAGGAGGAGGAGGAAGAAGAUCUGAGGGCUGCCAUGAAGAGGGCGGCUCCAGCGAGCAUGAAGUCUUCAAAAAAGAUGAAGAUGGAUGAGGAUGAUGAGGAUGACGAUGAGGAUGAUGAGGAUGAUGAUGAGGAGGAGGAGGAGGAGGAAGAGCUCGAAGUGACACCUGUGAAGGCCAAGAAGCCUGCAGCUAAUCCCCAGAAUCCAGCUCAGAACGGCAAAGGGCCCAAACCCAACACGCCGGCUGCCAAACAGAACAAGACUCCAGAUUCUGGCAAGAAGACCAAGACCCCACAGACGCCCAAAAGCCCGAAGUCCCCCAGAACCCCACAGGCACCUCUCACCAUCCCAGAGAUUAAGGCCAGAAUGAUGGCCAGCGUUGAGAAGGGAGUGUCGCUACCUAAACUUCAACCCAAGUUUGAGAACUACGUGAAGAAUGGCUUCAAAGUAACCGAUCCAAAGGUGGUCGAAGAGCUGUGGAAGUGGAGACAGGCUGUGAAGGAGAAGAACUGAACCGUUUUAUUCUGUUAAAUUAUAUUCCCGCCUUUUUUCUCAUUUAUUUUACGUCCCUUUCAUGAAAUCCGUGCCGUUCCUUUAAAAGUGACUUUACUCAGACUGAACUCUGAAAUCCAUUCACUGCAGUCGUUUCCACUUUAUUAUUCCUGCUAACGUUCAAGACCCGUAGCGGGAUGGUCACCGAGGGAGUGACGACGUUUGGGAGCAGAUGCUCCUUUCCCUUUUUUAUUUUUUAUUUUUUUGAUUAAUUUCCGAAACUUGCCAGUUUCCAGUGCUUUUGAGGCUGUAUGUUUUGUUUGGUUUCUUUUUUCCCUGCUCAUCCAUGUGUGCACAUGUUCUUAUAGUGCAGUUAAAUUGUCUCUGAACAUUUCAGGGUUGUAUGUUUUAAAAGCAUGACAGUCCAAACUCGGCAGCGUUAGUGAAUAUGCAGUAAUAUAACCAGAGAAUUAAGUAUGUUUGGUUCGUUGUUGGGCCUGUCGGGGGUACGGUUGUCCACGAAUGCAUACAACUUGUCCUGUACUUUUUGAAAUGAAGUUCAUUUUACUGCACAAGAAUAAAUGUUUUUGUGGAAAAAUA